GAGCCAGACACAAGCAUGAAACUCACCAGAUCUGGGAAAAUUGCUCUGAUUAUCUUGGUGGUCAUAAUUGUGGCAGCAAUCAUUGGAGUCAUUGUUUACUUUGUGGUCUUUGGUAAAACACCUUUCUAUUACUACAUCAGCUUUAAACUUACUAACAUUGACUAUAACAGUAAAUUUGGCAAGCCAUAUUCUCAAGAAUACAUAAAGCUAAAUGAAAAGAUAGUGUCUUUGAUGAAUAAAACAUUUCAAGCAUCCAAACUGAGAAGGCAGUACAUCAUGUCCCACACUGCCAAAGUCAGAGAAUCCAAUGGUAAAACAGUGGUGGAUGUGGUGCUGAAGUUUAAAUCCUGUUACAAUAAUAACGCAGCAAAAUUUCGAGACAGGGCAAGAGAUAUUUUACUUCAGAAACUGACAGGUGAUACUGGGUCAUUGUGCAUAGACACUUCCUCAUUUAAACUUUCAGGUUGUGGAAGACGAAAAAUGAAGUCUCCUGGCAACAAAGUAACUGGAGGCUUGGAUAGUGUGGAAGGGGAAUGGCCCUGGCAAGCCAGUCUGCAACAGAAUAAUAUUCACAGAUGUGGGGCCACUCUAAUUAGUAACAACUGGCUUCUCACUGCUGCACACUGCUUUGUAAAGGCCAACGAUCCUCAAGAAUGGAGUGUGACCUUUGGAUUCCUUUUAAGUGAGCCAAAACAGAAGCGAAGUGUGAAAAACAUUAUCGUUCAUGAAAAGUAUCACUAUCCAGAUCACGACUAUGACAUUGCCAUUAUAAAUCUAUCCCAACCAGUACUGUAUGCAACCAAUAUUCGAAAAAUUUGUCUUCCAGAAGAAAAUUACAAUUUUCCUCCAGAUUCUGAUGUGGUAGUCACAGGAUGGGGAUCAUUAAAAACUGAUGGAUCAAGUCCUAAUAUUCUCCAAAAAGGAAUAAUGAAAAUUAUAGAUAAUGCCACAUGCAAUGAAAAGGAGGUAUAUGAUGGAGCCAUAACAAAUGGGAUGCUGUGUGCUGGAUUCUUAAAAGGAAGAAUAGAUGCCUGUCAGGGUGACUCUGGUGGACCAUUGGUUAGUUCAGAUUCUAGAGGCAUCUGGUUUCUUGUGGGAAUCGUGAGCUGGGGAGAUGAAUGUGGACUUCCAAAUAAGCCUGGAGUCUAUACUCGAGUCACUUACUAUCGAAACUGGAUUACAUCAAAAACUGGAAUCUAGGUCAACAAUUACCGAUAGAUUAACACAGGUUAUAUAAAAUCUUUUAAACUGCUAAAUCACAUUUAAUUAAAGAUAAAAUUCCUUAUGCAUGGUAAAAACACAGAUUUAAGCAUAUAUAAUUCAAGACUUGAACUUGUUUAUCCAUGCCAACAAUAUGUCUUUGGGUUUCUUAAGAGACAAAAAUGUCAUUUUAAAAUAUAAUCUUUUUCAUAAAUCAUACCUUAGAAUAUGUUUACAGCAUGAACUUAAUGAAUAUUUAAAUGUUAAAAUUAUAUUUUAAAUAUUAUACUUUCAAAAUUUCUACUUAUUUACUUCUUUGGCUAACAGGGAUAGACAAAUAAAAAAAUUCAAUAUAACAAUCUAUUAAUAGACUACUUUGAGAUGUAAUGACAGAUAUAAUCAAAUAAUAUAUAAAAGCACAACCAUAGAACUAAGAGAGCAAUAUUGCAUUAUUAUAUGUUUAUGAAACAAUAUUAUUCACAAAGAAAUUCAAGUUGUUCAUGUUAUAAUACAUGGAAAUAAGCAGCAUGUAUUAACUAAGACACUUUGGAGACAUAUUUCUGACAUUCCUAAUAUAUUACUUUAAUAUGUCCCUCUACUUCUCUAUACAUUGAUUUUCUCAUCUUUUGAAUGAAUAGACUACUUUUUCUGCAUAUAAAAGAACUAAAUCUAAAAAUAAUUUUGAAACUCACAGGACUUAUAACUUGAAAGGACUUUACCAGUGCUUUAAUACCAAUUGCCCCUCAUUUUUAUAGAGCAGCAAAAUAAAGCCUAGAAAGAUAAAGUGAUUUUCCAAGUAGUAAAAAGCAAAUCUGAGUUUCAAAUCUGGGUUCUUUGGCUACUUCAUAUUACUUCUAACGCUUUGCUAAAAUAUUGAGUAGUUCAGUUGGAAUAUAUUCCAUAUCCUGACAAAUGAUUUAAAUAGACUACCUUGAAUGAUAAUUUGCAAAAUUGAAUUCAUUUUAUGAAACAUUGGCCUUUCUCAUCAUAAAGUAAACUCAACUUCACUUAAAACAAUGUAAUCAUAAACUAUUAUGUUUGGGUUUUCAUCCAACCAGGGGAAAAAAAUCCUAUUGGAUAGUUUAGGAGGAUGCAUAUUUCAAAAAAUCAUAGUUGAAGUGGUUGUUUUAGGUUUCAAAAAUGAACUACAUAUAUUGUACAAUAACAAUGCAGGCAAAAUACUGUCAUGAUGAUUGCAAAUAUAGCAAAACCUUAUAUUGGAAGACUUCAAAAAUGUUUUAAACUGAAUCUUCUGUUUAGCUGACAGCUUUUUAAAAUUCUUGUUGAAAUUCUUCUAAAAUGAUCAACUUUAUUCAAUACAACAUAGUGAAUGUAACUCGUUAUUUCUUUGAUGACUCAGAAUCCUUUGCAGUGCCUAAACUUGAAAUUUCAUUGUACAUUCCUCUAAUAAAGAUGCAAAGGAUGUAAGAGAUUGGGCUGAAUCUUUUCUGGACUUGGAAUAUAUUUUGAACAAAAUCAUUUGAUUUUUA
Sarcophilus harrisii (Tasmanian devil) is the source of this 2690-nucleotide messenger RNA. Its product is annotated as transmembrane protease serine 11C-like. Gene Ontology annotation, biological process: proteolysis. The coding region runs from base 16 to 1200 and encodes 394 amino acids. The record is from RefSeq and is a predicted model, not a curated record. Lineage: Eukaryota; Metazoa; Chordata; Mammalia; Dasyuromorphia; Dasyuridae. The transcript has 8 exons. Gene Ontology annotation, molecular function: serine-type endopeptidase activity.